CUUGGAUCUAAAGAAGACCUUGAUUUCACAAGUGAAUUAUCUAGUAAGAUAGAUAAUAUACAUGAAGUAAGCUUGGAUCUCUGUGAUAAUAAAAUGAGGUACAAAGUCAAAUAUGAAGAGCUCUAUAUAUUUUCUAUAAGUGAAGGCAAUAGAUAUGAUGAAAAAGGCAACAGAUAUGAUGAAGGUAAUGGAUAUAAUAAAGGUAACAGAUAUAAUGAAGACAAUAGAUAUAAAGAUAAUCAUAAACAAACCUCUAUAAUCAAAAAGCAAUAUAUUAUAACAAAAUCUAUAUCUAAAAUAAUUACAAAUCAACAUUCAAAAUAUCCCAAAGCCCAAGAAAUUUAUACCAAUAUCAUAAGUAAUUGUUUAAUAUUAAGUGCAAUUGCUAAUAAUUCAAAUAUAGAUAAAAUAGAAAUUUAUUCAGAAAAACAUAAAGCAGUACUUAAAAAUAAAGAAGGAAAAGAUAUAAUAGUUGGUCCAGUAAAUCUGCUAGGCUUUUUAAUAGAGUAUGAAGUAUUUGAAAAUAAGGUUCUUAAAGAAAAUAGGCUAAAAGUUGCAAAGCUAUAUCAUAAGUUUCUACUAUUAGAAGCAGACCUUCUAGUAGUUGCUUCUUUUUUUAAUUCAAAUUCAUGUGUACCAAAAUCUACUUACUAUAAAGAAAUUGCUGAGAUUUUAGAAAUUAUAAUAAUACAAAAUUCUAAACAGAAUUUUGCUAUUCAUCAAUUAAAG
Molecule: messenger RNA, 729 nt
Organism: Dentiscutata heterogama
Lineage: Eukaryota; Fungi; Glomeromycota; Glomeromycetes; Diversisporales; Gigasporaceae
Source: the annotation of a GenBank genome assembly